Messenger RNA from Cuscuta campestris, 1735 nucleotides. The record is from the annotation of a GenBank genome assembly. NCBI's taxonomy places the organism in Eukaryota, Viridiplantae, Streptophyta, Magnoliopsida, Solanales, Convolvulaceae.
CUAUUAUAAAUACGCACGGAUCCAUUCCAUUUCUACGUAUACACUCUCUCUGGCGUAUCCUUGACGAACCCAUACACGCCUUCCCGCACUGACACCUAUACCAGAGAAACGUAUUCCCCCAUUUGAUUGUAAUCCCAGAUUUAUAAACCCUAGUUCUUUAGUGUAUUUCUUUCUUUUUGGAUUCUUGUAAUGUGGGUUCGGGUUUUUUCGCAGCAAAUUCUUGGCGGAUUUUGAGUUUUUUUUUUGGGGGGUUGGUUGGUUUUGGGUGAUUCUUGUUUACCCAGAAAGAAGGGAUUUUGAAUUGGUGUGAAUGGCGGAGCGAACGGGGAGGUUCGGAGUGGGUUACGCCUUGGCGCGGAAGAAGCAGGCCAGUUUCAUUCAGACGUCUCUGGUGAAUCUUGCGAGGGAGAAGGGGAUCGAUCUCAUCCAGAUCGACGCCGAGAAGCCGCUGGCGGAUCAGGGGCCCUUCGAUUGCGUUCUCCACAAGCUUUACGGCGACGAUUGGAGGCGCCAGCUGGAGGAGUUCGCUUCCCGGAACCCUAAUGCCCUCAUCAUCGACUCCCCGGAGGCCAUCCAGCGCCUGCACAACCGUAUCUCCAUGCUCCAGAUCGUCUCGCAGGUUGAGAUCGACUGCCAGGUGGCGUCCCUGGGCAUUCCCAAGCAGACCGUGAUCUACGAUGCCCAAAUGGUUUCUGCUCUGAAGAUGGAGAACGAAGGUCUCAAGUUCCCAGUGAUUGCCAAACCCCUAGUGGCUGACGGAAGCGCCAAAUCACACAAGAUGCUCCUUGUCUUCAACCAGGACGGGCUUUGCAAGCUCAAGCCCCCCAUUGUUCUUCAGGAGUUCGUCAAUCAUGGGGCCGUCAUCUUCAAGGUCUACGUCGUUGGGGAUUAUGUGAAAUGUGUCAAGAGGAAGUCCUUACCUGAUGUCAAUGAAGACAACUUAGGGUGUCUUGAGGGUUACUUCUCAUUUUCCCAGGUCUCUAACUGUCGCACCGAUGAGAAAAACCAUGACAAGUACUGCAAGAUGAUGAACUUGGAGGAUGCUGAGUUGCCACCAUUGAGUUUCCUCACUGAAAUAGCCAGAGGGCUUAGAAGAGAAACAAAGCUUCAUCUUUUCAAUUUCGACGUGAUUAGGGACAACAAGGUCGGUAAUAGGUACCUUGUUAUUGACAUUAACUACUUCCCUGGGUAUGCGAAGAUGCCUAAUUAUGAGUCUGUCAUGACUGAAUUUUUCUGGGAUGUCUUGAGUAAUAAGAAAGACAAAAGCUCCGAAGGUUUCAGGUUUGGGCUUGAGAAUGAGAUGAGGAUGCUGGUUGGAAACACUGGAUAUGAGGAUGCCGAGGUGACAUUACCCAUUUCACCACUUAAGAGGGGGGAGGAGAAGGAGAAUCCUAUCGAGGUGUGAGGAUAUGGAACGGGCCUUUUGCAAACCCUGAAGGUUUGGCCAGAAAAGUUUGAUAAAAAACAGUGAUCUUUCGCUUGGUUGGCAGUUUUUCUCUUUUUAGGUAGAGAAGAGGUAGUAAUAACUAGGCUCUUGGCUUUGUUCCGCCCCCAUGAAAGAACUUGUUGAAAAUGUACAAUUCCAUCUUUGAAGUGGGAGAUAGCUGCUUUGCAAAUACUCUUUCUCUAGGAAAGCUAAGUUUUAAUUCAAAAUGAAAAUGUAUUUCCUCGCUCAGAAAAUAUCUUAAUACUCUGCCUUUGGUAACUUUGAUAAUUGGAUUUUGCUGGUUGUAAA